AUGAACGAUGGUCAUGUCUCUGUCGCCGGAUCCGACGAUCUGAAAUCUCCGCUCCUACCGGUCGUACAUAAUGACAAACCACUCGAAGCACAAACUGUGGGGCAACAUCUCCGGACAAUAUUCACGCCGAAGAAUUGUUACAUCGCUCUUGGUCCUCUUCUUUGCGCCGUCGUGUGUCUAUGCGCAAGCCUCGGCGAAGAUGACACAACAACGGCGAGGAACAUGCUCGGCGUUCUUGUUUGGAUGUUUGCGUGGUGGUUGACGGAGGCUGUUCCGAUGCCGAUAACCUCCAUGUCGCCGCUUUUCCUAUUCCCUCUGUUCGGAAUAUCGGCGGCGGAUGACGUGGCAAGUUCUUACAUGGAUGACGUCAUCGCCCUCGUCCUCGGAAGCUUCAUCCUAGCUCUCGCUGUCGAACACUACAACAUCCAUCGCCGACUCGCCCUUAACAUAACGUCGGUGUUCUGCGUGGAGCCGCUAAACGCACCGCUUCUACUGCUUGGCAUCUGCGCCACAACAGCGUUCGUGAGCAUGUGGAUGCACAACGUGGCGGCUGCAGUCAUGAUGAUGCCAGUCGCCACAGGGAUACUUCAGAGACUUCCCUCUUCGUCGUCAUCGUCGUCAGAAGUGGUGGAUCCGGUGGUCGGAAAGUUUUGUAGAGCAGUGGUUCUCGGUGUGAUAUAUUCGGCGGCAGUAGGUGGAAUGAGCACACUGACAGGAACAGGUGUGAAUCUGAUACUUGUCGGAAUGUGGAAAAGCUAUUUCCCGGAGGCUGAUCCAAUCAGUUUCAGCCAAUGGUUUUUCUUCGGUUUCCCAUUGGCACUGUCCAUAUUCGUGGUUCUUUGGGGUAUUCUAUGCGUAUUGUAUUGUCCUAAAGGAUCAGGGAAAGCUCUCUCGCCUUAUCUCCAUAAAUCUCAUCUCAGGACAGAGCUUGAGACGUUAGGACCAAUGAGUUUCGCUGAGAAGAUGGUCUUAACCGUGUUUGGUGGGUUGGUUGUGCUGUGGAUGACAAGAAAUAUAACCGACGAUAUCCCCGGCUGGGGUAGGAUCUUUAACGGCCGGGCCGGGGAUGGAACGGUCAGUGUGAUGAUGGCUACGCUCUUGUUCAUAAUCCCAAACAAUAUUAAAAAAGGAGAGAAGCUAAUGGAUUGGGGAAAAUGCAAGAAAAUCCCAUGGAACAUAGUCUUGUUAUUGGGAGCUGGAUUCGCUAUAGCCGAUGGAGUACGGACCAGUGGUUUAGCUCAAGUGUUGUCCAAGGGACUGGUCUUUCUUGAAACAGCUCCUUAUUGGGCCAUUGCUCCAACCGUUUGCCUCAUCGCUGCUACUAUCACUGAGUUCACUUCAAAUAACGCAACCACUACAUUGUUGAUUCCGUUACUCAUUGAGAUUGCAAAGACAAUGAAAAUCCAUCCUUUGCUUCUGAUGGUGCCAGGUGCCAUUGGGGCCCAGUUCGCUUUCUUGCUCCCCACGGGAACUCCUUCUAACGUCGUUGGGUUCACUACGGGGCAUAUCGAGAUCAAGGACAUGAUCAAGACAGGCUUGCCUCUCAAGAUCGCCGGAACCGCCUUUCUUGCCGUUUUGAUGCCCACUCUUGGGGCUUACGUUUUUGCAUCAAUGGGAGGAGUUUAG
Molecule: messenger RNA, 1626 nt
Organism: Microthlaspi erraticum
Lineage: Eukaryota; Viridiplantae; Streptophyta; Magnoliopsida; Brassicales; Brassicaceae
Source: the annotation of a GenBank genome assembly